Messenger RNA from Gaeumannomyces tritici R3-111a-1, 4237 nucleotides. RefSeq lists its product as hypothetical. Lineage: Eukaryota; Fungi; Ascomycota; Sordariomycetes; Magnaporthales; Magnaporthaceae. Gene Ontology annotation, molecular function: transcription cis-regulatory region binding; zinc ion binding; DNA-binding transcription factor activity, RNA polymerase II-specific. Gene Ontology annotation, cellular component: nucleus. The coding region runs from base 1675 to 3714 and encodes 679 amino acids. The transcript is spliced from 3 exons. The record is from RefSeq and is a predicted model, not a curated record. Gene Ontology annotation, biological process: positive regulation of transcription by RNA polymerase II.
CUCUGCAUGGUGGCUGCUUAUGAGGAAGCAUGGCAACCCCUUUGUCGCAUCCCUCCGACUGUCGGCGGCCCAAGCCUCCGCCGCGGCGCCGGGUCGGAGUGUGUGAGUGAUGAGGGGAGACGGUCGCUGGUAGGGCCAGUUGAGGACCUGGUGGGCUGGCGGCUCCACAGCGCGGUACCAAACAGUGGGACCGCACGAGCGGUGGCAGGCGCGGGCUGCACAGUUAAAUUAAAAAAAGCCCCAGCCGCGUGUUGGACAAGGAUGAGCUGAGUUGUGGGCCGUGCGCAGGGCUCUUUGUCAUCAGGAUGGAUGGAUUCGAGCCUGGAGGUUGGAUUCUGGAGUGUUUGGGCAGGUGCGAUCGGCAGUCGUAGAACAUUCCAUCGGCAGUCAAGCGGUUGGCCGCCCAGCUUGAGGGCAUAAGGGACCUCUGCCCAGCCGUUUCGACCCGGCGGCACCAAGAUGAAUGACCAAAACCAAGACAUCACCAGGCCAAGACAGCUUGACCUCUACAAAGACCCAGCGCUGUGGGAGCCUAGGUUACCUAGCUGGGCACCUAGGUAGCUGGAGAUGUCGAGUCGACCGAGGCAGGCUGACCAACCAGCUUGCCGGCACUGCGCACCGGCUCUUCGUUUCCCGUCCCGACCAUUGUCAUUUUGUUUUGUUUUCAACGUCUCUCCAACGGCCCUCAGCGGGCACCGGGUCCAGCCGCGCGGCACCCGCGGAAACCGAAACGGCUGCCGACCCUGCCUGGGGGUUUGCCCUCUCAGUCAGCGGCGCUGAUUGCGCGGCCACUACUGGGUGUGUGCUGGGUGGCAGCUGCUGGUCAACGUGGAGACCAUGCAGCCCCGGCUCUGCAGACACACCACACGCACCAUGCAGCCACACGGUGCAGACACCACCCACCCUCCACCUUGCACGCCUCGAGCUGGGGGUUUUAGCGGCGAGCCCAACGGCCAGGGAACCCAAGGCGAAACAUGGGGUGCUGCACUGGGCGAGUCAGGUGCCUGGACUCCAGGCCCCGCCCCAGGCCCCUCCCCCUGCAAGCUGGGAUGGUGGCCAGUAACCCGAGCAAAGCGACUCCUGGCUUCUGGCACUUUUCUAUGGCUCUGGUGUGUUUAGCCUUUCGCAUGCGGGUCAGGAAGCCCUGCGCCGCCCGAGGCCGAGGUCCUGGUGGCCCAAGCCUGUCGAUCUCGGCAACCUUCUUUACAUCCGCAAUGCCCUGUCUCUAUCUUCCCCUCCCGAAACCCAUCCCAACCCAGGAAGCUGGCAUCACAUCCAAAAGACAAAUAAACAAACACCAAUAACCAGUACAGCUGCUGGCAACAGAUCCCCAGACCCAACCGCCCCAAGAUCCCAAGGCCUGCCCCAUUGUCGGUCUCGGCAUCAGCCUCAACACCAGCACCACCGCCAUCGCUCCAGGCCAUACAUCACCUCCACAUACCGUCAACCUGCCAGACGUCCACCAGGGACGAGCAAGGGAGGCCCACGAAAGACCGUAGAGAGCGGCCUCGGGAGCCAAAGGUUUGAUCUGACCUAGAAGUCCGGUCACCAGCUCCCAGCCAGAAAUAUCAUCACAUUGGUGCCCAGCCGACUGAGGGCCCCUCACCGCAAAGCUGCUGCCGUCCUAGCAGCUCCCACAGCCUCACGAUACCCCCUCACAGCCCCCCGCCGACCAUGGACGUCUCCGACGGCACAUGGUCUGAGUUGGGCCGGUCCAUCGCGCCCGUCUCGUGCUGGACCUGCCGGCGACGACGACUGCGGUGCGACAGCAGAUUGCCAACCUGUGCCAAAUGCGCCAAGGCCGGCUACCGCUGUCUUGGCUACGGGCCCGACAAGCCCUUUGUAUGGGUCGGGCUCGGCAGGCGCACCAGCAAGAAGGUCGUCGCCGCCAUGGCUGCCGCCGCCGAGGCCGCAAAAGCAGACAAGGCCGCCGAGAAGGCGUCAUCCUCGUCUUCGUCCUCCCCCUCAUCCCGCGGAUCCGGCGAGCUGGUCUUGGCAAAAAGGCCAUCACAGUCACAACAGUCGCGGAGAGUUUCGAGACCAGCAACCAUCACCGUCACGGCCCCUUUGCCGCCCCCAGAGCUCCUGCUAUGCCGACCCACAGAGCCCAUGUUUGUCGGCCACGACGCCAAGACGAGGGGAUAUAUAGAAUACUACUUGCGACGAUGUUGCGCCGAAUGUACCAUUCCCCAGGCGCCCGAGGAGGAAGAGAGGAUGAACCCAUAUCGCUCUUUUAUGGCCCUGAGUCAGGGCAGCCCACUUGUGCACAACACUGUCGUUGCCCUGGCCGCACACCAUCUCGCGGCCUCGUCCAGGCCCGCGCCAAAGGUGCUAGAGGCGCCAAUGUCGCCCGGCCGCUACGAUGACGGCGACGACGAUCAGAACGGCGUCUCCAACCCCUCUAUUUUCUCCGACGCGCUCACCCAUAAGAGCAAGGCCAUCAUCAACCUGCGCACAGCACUAAACUCGCUCGACCACUCCGACGCCGUCGUGGCCGCGUCGCUAUUGCUUAUCUGGGUAGAGCUGCUCGAGUCGGGGACCAAGUCAUGGCGGUGUCAUCUCGACGGCAUGGUGGCCUUGCUGACGGCUCGUAAGCAGCACCUGAAGAACGCAAUGGCCAAGGAGAGGAGGGAGGAGGAGCAGAGGAGGCAAAAUAUGCAACAGAGGCGGGGCUCGCCAGACUACCAUCUGAACGGCUCAUAUGGUCCUUCACCACCCGUAAACAGCGAGGCCAUGUCGUCACCCGAGCAGGAGCUGUGGACCUUCCAGAACUACUUUGAGGAGACGUGUUUAGUUCUGCACACGUUCGGCACGACCCUGACCACCAACAAGCAGGACCUGGGCGAGAUCUUUGGCGACAAGCAGGUGGACAGGAUACUGGACCGGGCCGAGACGCGCAGCUGGACGGGCUGCCCGGCACACUUGCUCAAGAUGGUGCGUUUGGUCAACAAGCUGCACGGCGUUGACGCAGCUCUCGACCCGCAGCCUCGGCAGGCCCACGAGCUGAUAAACCAGAUCGACGCCUUCGACGCCUGGGCCUGGGCGUCAAGCCACAACACGGACGCCAACUGGGUACAGAAUCGCCACCACCUCGCGUCGGCCUACAAGGGCGCCAUCGAGAUCUUUGCGCGCCGCGCCCUGCAGCGCCACCUCGAGGCCCACUGGUCUCCCGUCGCCGCAACGUGCGAAUACACCGACGUGGACGAGGCGUACUGCAGCAACAGCGCCAGCAGCGACGAGCCGACAUUUACUGACCCUUGGAGCGGCAUGCCAGCCGUGGCGCCCGCGGCAGCGGCCCCCUCGCCGGCCUGCUUCGCCCAGCAGGGGCAGCGGCACCUGGUCGAGGUGGCGCACACGGUCGCCUGGCACCUCAACCACCUAACUCCGGAGGACGCGCACUUCAAGGGCGCUCUGUGGCCCGCCUUCGUGGCCGGCGCCGAGGCCCGCCGCGACGACGACCGCAACGUCGUGCGCCGCGUAUUCGCCGAGAUGUACGGCCUGCUACACUGCCGCAGCGUCCGCCGCGCCAUGCAGGUGCUCGCCAAGACGUGGGCGUCCAGGCCCGUUGUGCCGCCCGCCCUGCAGAUCUCCGAGGAGGCCGAGGACGACUUGCUUGACUUCCACUACUCUUCCCCGUCCUCCAACGCUUGCGCGGACGAGUUCUCGUGGCUGGAGGAACUCUGCCGCAGCGGCGAGGAGCUCCUCUUGGUGUAGCGGUGGUUGGUGCUAGGAGACAAGCUGGGAAGGCAGAUGAUGGAACGCUCAUGAAUUCACCUGCAUUUCCCCCGCCGAGCGGGGGUGCGCACGACGACGACUGUUAAAACCACGUUCUACGACUUGUUGUUGUUAUCUUUAUAACCAACCUUGACACCUUUUGUUCCCAUCUAGGCCAUUUUAUUCACUUAGUACCUUUUUUUCUUCUUCAACCACUUAGUCGCCACUGCGGCGUUAAUUUCUUGGCAGAGGAACGCGACUGGGAUACGGCGGGCACAAGGAGGUUGCACGGAUAGUGCAAGUAGUGGGAGGGGGAAUGGCGGGCGGUGGAAACAACUCGACACUCUUGCGUUCUCUUUUGGGACACGGGCAAAAGCAGGGAGGGGGUUCUCUAUUUUGGGGGAUUUACCAUCCGUUACAGCAUUGGAUAGCGAGCAGUCGCGUGGAUCUUGUUGUCUUUUGGGUAUUUUUGGUCUUUCACCACCACCAAGAGGUUCAAAUAUAACUUCUCUCUUUAGAUGCA